AUGCCUUCUAAUCCCUCUCAACAAAGUUCCGAACUUUCAGGUGAACGUAAAUUUACGAUCCCAAUAACCAUCGUAUUUACUAUCCUUUCAAUAUGGUCAAUAGUACAAGGAAUAAUCGCAAUUACCUUUGGUUCAUUGUUUUAUUCAUUUUCUUUAAGUACUUUUGGGAUUUCAUCCAUCGGACAACUUGUAAUCAUAUUUUAUAUUUAUCAUAAACUUUUGACCGAGCAUUACAUGAAAUCAUUACUUUCCACCGCUACCGAAACCACACCAAUCCUGAAUAAUAGGAAUGGCAUUAAUGCUCGUAGAAAAACCGAAAAGAGAAUUGCGAUUUGUGGAAUGUUCGUUUUUAUCAUCUUUUCCAUAGUUACUUUGAUAUCUCUGUUUUACAUUAAUAAAAAAAUUGAUGAUCACCCCGAACAUAAUCAACCACCACCACCAGGAGACGACGAUGAUGAUUUUGAAAAGAGACGACCAACUUUAUACAUUUUAUUGUUCUCAGUUUACGCCAUACACCCAUUUUUCAUUUUAAUUCCUGCCAUUUGGUAUUUGUCUUCUAUAACAAAUUCUUUGGUUUGGAGGGAAGCGACCAUUUGGACCAUAUUAUUCUUCUUUAUGGCUUAUAUACAAUUCAUCAAUAGUCAAUUAUUGUAUUUCGUGACAUGGAAAACUAGGGAAAUGGUUUGCACGUUAUUGAUGGCGAUAUUGUUUCUCAUAUAUGCUGCCAGAUUGGGUUGGAUGUAUUUACGAAGAGGUGGUAACAUUGAGGAUCAAGUCAGACCAGCAAUUAAUGCCUAA
Messenger RNA from Funneliformis geosporum, 798 nucleotides. The record is from the annotation of a GenBank genome assembly. NCBI's taxonomy places the organism in Eukaryota, Fungi, Glomeromycota, Glomeromycetes, Glomerales, Glomeraceae.